UGAUGUCGUACUACAAGCCUUUUUAUCAAAGUGCCUACGACCGCACAGUCCCUGUUUAUCCAACAAGUUAAUAUGCUCCUUCAUACUACGGUCCUUAUGAUCGUCCAUACUCAUAUUAAUCAAGAGCUCCAUUAAGAGGCGAAUAAUGGUCUGAAUAUAUUCCUGUAGAGUAGAGAUAUACAGACUAUGUACCAGAGACAAAGGUUGAAUAUCGACCUGUUGAGAAAUCAUACACUGAUUACAUAGAAGGUUUAAAAAAUAAAUUGAUGUUAUUUAGUUAAGCAUGAGACAGACUAUGUACCAGUUCCUAGACUAGAAAAAAGAGUGGAAUAUAUUCCAGUUGAUCGAUAUGAUGAACAUGUGGAUUAUGUUCCAGUAUAGAAUAGCCAAGUAGUGAGAGGACCUUAAAGUAGAGUUGGUUAUGGAAGUUAAUCAUAAUAUUUUUCACCACCUCCACCUGCUCCAACAUCAUAUUCAAAUUAUAGAUAUAGUCCAAGUAGAGUUAGUGGAUAUCGUCCAGCAACAGGUUAUGGCUACAGAUACCUUUGAUU
Molecule: messenger RNA, 551 nt
Organism: Paramecium pentaurelia
Lineage: Eukaryota; Ciliophora; Oligohymenophorea; Peniculida; Parameciidae
Source: the annotation of a GenBank genome assembly